Molecule: messenger RNA, 1857 nt
Organism: Cladophialophora psammophila CBS 110553
Lineage: Eukaryota; Fungi; Ascomycota; Eurotiomycetes; Chaetothyriales; Herpotrichiellaceae
Exons: 3
Coding region: 1-1857 (618 amino acids)
Biological process (GO): protein N-linked glycosylation
Cellular component (GO): endoplasmic reticulum membrane
Molecular function (GO): alpha-1,6-mannosyltransferase activity
Source: RefSeq, a predicted model, not a curated record
AUGGGUCGCCUUGAGCUCUGGCAGUCAUGCUACCUGCUGUUCCCCUUUCUCGUUCUUUGCCACCUAUACGUCUCCCCAUAUACCAAGGUCGAGGAAUCUUUCAACAUCCAAGCCGCCCACGACAUCCUGAAAUAUGGGAUCCCAACCCACAACGCGAAUUUCAGACUUAGGGCCCUCUAUGACCAUAUGACCUUCCCUGGUGCCGUGCCCAGGACAUUCAUCGGGGCCAUUGUCCUGGCAGCCAUUGCGAAGCCGAUUGUGUGGUGUGGAAAUCUCGAUGGAGCACAGCAACAAAUGCUCGUCCGCGCUGUCCUGGGUCUCUUCAAUGCCGCUGCUCUCAUGUACUACGUGUCGGGCGUGAAACGAGCAUAUGGCAGAACUGCCGCCGCAUGGUACACUUUCCACCAAGCAAGCCAGUUUCAUGUCUGGUAUUACUCGUCGCGGACUCUGCCCAACAUGUUCGCUUUCGGGAUGAGCACGUUUGCAUUCGCCCUUCUUUUGCCAGCCACCCCCUCAACCACGGACUCACUCAUCAAGCGCAACAAGCUGGCUCUGUACAUCCUCACUCUAGCAGCUGUCAUUUUCCGCUCUGAAGUCGGCCUUCUUUUGGGCUGCCAAUGCCUGUACAUGCUUCUGUGCAGGGGACUCAACGCCUCCAUCGCUCUCUCCCUGAUCCGUAGGGUCCUUGUCCCUGCCAUCCUCACUGCCACCAUCACCGGCCUUUUAUUGACAGUCUCUGUCGACACCUUCUUCUGGCAAUCGGCGAACCUCCUCUGGCCCGAACUCGCUGCGUUCUUGUCCAACGUCUUUCCACGGGCGGAUGGCCUUGGUGCCUCUGCUUGGGGGACGAGCCCCUGGUAUUGGUACUUUACCAAUGCGCUGCCCCGGCUCCUGAUGAAUCCCUUCGUGGUGGGCCUGCUACCAGCCAGCUUCAUCUACCCCAGCUUGCGGGCUUCAAAUCUACACCUCAUCAUCCCGUCGCUGGGUUAUGUGUCUCUGUAUUCGUUCCUCGCACACAAGGAGACGCGCUUCCUCUUUCCCGUCAUCCCCCCCUUGACGACAGCGAUAGCCCGAGUGUCAGACUAUAUCUAUAAGCUGAGUCCUCGCUACCCGAUCUGCUCCAUCUUCGCAACCUUCAUAAUCCUGACCACAACAUGCACUGCCGUCUUAUCUCACUUCGUCUUCCUCCCGCUGUCCACACAGACCUACCCGGGUGCCCACGCUCUCUCGUCCCUGCAUGCCGUCUCGCUCAACUACCCGCCUCAAUCCGUCGUGCGCGUCCAUCUGACAAACCUCGCCUUACAGACAGGCGUGACGCACUUCCUCUCGACGCCCUCGUUCACCAACUCAUCCGGCCACGGGCGACCGGUCUUCUACCUCCCGGGCUCCGCGUCGGGCGACAUACCGGCCCUGGUCUCUCCGCAGCGCACGAAAUGGGUCUACGACAAAUCGGACAACGAGACCGCGUUUCUGUCCCCUAUGUUUUGGGCACGCUUUGACUACGUCGUCGUCGAGGAUCCCGGUCGCGUCAUCGGCCGCUGGGACGUUGUCGACAAGGUCCCCUCGUUGGGCCGCCUGCAGAUCAUGCCACCGGACCUCGGCAGAGGGAUGCUCGUGCUGGGCUACACCAAGGAGGAGAGCAGAGAAGACGACGGACUUGCCAGGCUCGUCGGGGAAGUGUACGGGAGGAAGAUGAAGUGGAUGUACGGCGUCGUGCAUGACCUGCUGCGGGAAGGGUACGGGUUAGACAAGGUGCUGGGGAAGCGAGCAAGUUGGACGAAUGGCUGGUGGGUGCACUGGGGGUUGGAGACGAGGUUAUAUAUCCUGAAGAGAGCGCAGGGUGGAGUUAUCCCCUGA